Molecule: messenger RNA, 1705 nt
Organism: Micropterus salmoides (largemouth bass)
Lineage: Eukaryota; Metazoa; Chordata; Actinopteri; Centrarchiformes; Centrarchidae
Product: E3 ubiquitin-protein ligase RNF144A-like
Exons: 4
Coding region: 190-1059 (289 amino acids)
Source: RefSeq, a predicted model, not a curated record
AAAGAACUCAAAGCCUCAGAGUGUUUAGUUUGAGUGAGUCCAUCCAUCCAUCGUCAACCGCUUAUCCUGCGUACAGGGUCGCAGGGGGCUGGAGCCUAUCCCAGCUGACAUCGGGCGAAAGGCGGGGUACACCCUGGACAGGUCGCCAGUUGGUUUGAGUGAGUAGGCUACAUAUUACAUUUAGUCAAGAUGGACAGCAGUGUAACAAGUGAACAGAGCAAUAACUCCAGACAACAGAUAAGCAAUAUGACACAACAGGAGAAGUGUUACGACCCUCGAGACAGAACACUUACAUUUGUCAAUGGAGAGGAUGACUUAGACUUUUUGUGCGAUGACUUCAAGUCUCUCAGAGCAAAGAUGUCCUGUGGUCAUGCUGUCACUCCGAUGUCUCUCACCAACUGGUGUCGCAGGUUGCUGGAUAAGGGUGAGUACAGAUUUGUGUGUGGCAAACCUGACUGUGAUAUUGAGUGGCCAUAUGAGGAGGUUUGUAAAAUGGCUCUUCUAACCAAAGAAGAAAUGAAGUACUUUGAAAAGAAAAUGUUCCGUAACACUGCCAAGGAUUACUUGAAUGUCAAAUUUUGUCCUGGCUGCAAGUCUUGUGUGGUGAGGGCUGAUCUCAGUGAUCUGGGUGUCGAGUGCACAAAGUGCACAGCUGCCAAAAGAAGACCUUUCAGAUUCUGCUGGCAGUGUUUGAGGGAAUGGAAAGGUCCGGCUCCACGUUCAGACCGCUGUGAAAAUGAUGGCUGCGUCAAUGAGCCAUUAGAAACACUGAGAAACUGUCCAGAUAUCGUCUUUGAGUCUGUGAAGGGCGUCACUGGCUGUCCCUGCAUCCGUGCCUGUCCCACCUGUGGUUUUCUGGUGGAGCAUAACAGAACUCAGUGUAAAACCAUCGUCUGUUCUCGCUGUAAGGUGAAGUUCUGCUUUGUUUGUCUGCAGUUCACUGAAGAGUGCCUGAAGCGCAACGCAUACAAACUUUGCCCCACUGGUGUUGCACCGAGACAGACCUCGAUACCUGAGUGGCAGAAAAAGUUAUUUUAUAAUGUCAAUCAUCAUAACUGAUGUUACUCAGACAGGAUCUCAACCCCACACCAACUUUUAGUAGUAGUUAUAAAGCUUUAGACCUCUUUUGUACCAUCUUUCCAUAAUUGGAACAUUUUACAUAGACAACUAAGUUUAUUCUGUUUUUCACUUUGCUGGAUUUUAUUUAGCUUCUUUAAUGUUAUCACAAUGUUUCAGUGUGUCAUCAUUCUGAUCUCCAUAAUAUCUUUAUUCAGUCUGUUCAUUUCACAUAUUAUUGUUUAUUUUUAAGUUAUGCUCCUUUGUUUAUUCUCCCAAAACAAGACCUUUUUAAAGCAUAAUGUACUUAAUACUAACAAGGAAAGCACAGCCUGACUUGUGAUUGAAGCAGGAAACUAACAUUGUCUAGAGGAGCAAUGUCAGUGUGCAGACACUACCUUUCGUCAGGGCACAAAACCAAGCUCAGGUAUCUUUGUACUGUAGAGUUAAAAAGACAGCUAAUAGAAAAAAAUUAUAAUAUGAAUAAAUGUCAAAUAUGUUUAUCAAAAGUGCUGUGAGUAGUUUUGUCUAACUUAUAAAUAUCAUUGGCACAUUAAUUUGUAUAUAUUGAACCUUGUUAUUCUUAGAAAUUGUUGAUGUGUGACAAACACACAUAGCAAUAACAUCUUUUUUACUAUUGGCCCCACUC